UCCAAUCUCCACCCUCCUCUCCCAUCUUAUUUAUGCCAACACUACUCACCCCUGCAAAAAAUUUUCUCAUUCCAACCUCAACCACCGCUUCUUCCACUUCCUGUUUCCGAUUAGGGAAUUAGUACCACAUUUUUGUUCCACAAAGUAGCUAGCUUUCAACUCGUUUUUUCUUUUUCUGCUGCAAAUCAUGGAAAAUAAUCAAUCUUUUUGGCAAUUCAGUGACCAACUGCGUUUGCAGACAUCCAAUUUGGCGAACCUCUCUCUGAAUGAUUCGAUUUGGAGCAACAGUUACGUGUCCAAGAGGCGUGAUGAACGGAUUAAUUUUGACAUCAAAGUGGGUGGUGAGAUCAACUCGUUCAAGUCAAAGGAACAUGCUUCUGAUUACAACGAUAACCUCAAUGGAUCUUUUCUUGCCAUGACUUACAACAACAACAACAACAACAACAUUCUGGGUGUUGGUUUGGAUUCUGGGGUGGGUCUCAAUGGAGGCUUCAACAAGGGGAUUUACUCCAAACCUUCCUUUGCCAAUCUUAACACCAACAUUAACCUCAAUAUCAAUCCCAAGGGGCACAAGGGCAAGCUUGAAGAUGACCUUCUUCACCUCCCCAAAUCUUCCAAGAAAAACAACAACCCUAACAAGAAACACGACAGUAACAACAGCGGCACCAACAACAAUGAUAACGGCAAGGAUUCCAAGGCUGCUGCCGACAAGAGAUUCAAAACACUGCCACCGUCGGAGUCUCUUCCCAGGAAUGAAACCAUUGGAGGCUACAUCUUCGUUUGCAACAAUGACACCAUGGCUGAAAAUCUCAAGCGGCAACUCUUCGGUCUGCCACCACGAUACAGAGAUUCUGUUCGGGCCAUUACUCCAGGGUUGCCCCUUUUCCUUUACAACUAUUCCACUCACCAACUCCAUGGAAUCUUUGAGGCUGCAGGUUUUGGAGGAACAAACAUUGAUCCAACGGCUUGGGAGGAUAAGAAAUGCCCCGGUGAAUCUCGUUUCCCUGCUCAGGUGAGAGUGAUUACAAGGAAAACAUGUGAACCACUGGAGGAGGACUCCUUCAGACCAAUCCUUCACCACUAUGAUGGUCCCAAGUUUCGUCUUGAGCUGAACGUGCCUGAGGCCUUGUCUCUGCUCGAUAUUUUUGCUGAACAAGACACUUUCAACGAAACUUUCAAGGCUUUGGAUGCAUAAAAGGACAAAAAUAGCAAAGAAUACAAGAACAUCACUCACAGAGACAAUAGAUAAUAUUAUAGAUUUGGGUUGGUUUGGAAGUUAUUAAGUGUAAUGGACUUAAGAAAAAAGUUCCAAAGAUAAAACAAUUAUAUAUAUAUGUAAUUGUGUAUUACUACUCCUCUUUUUGUAAAGAGAGGAUGGUUCAUGAUCAUACAUACAUAUUAAGAGAAUAGAAUAAGAAUGAAGUAUUUUUGCAUUAGGGUGUUGUACAGAACUACAAAUUGGCGACAAAUGGAAGCCUAUAUGUUGUAGCUUGUGUUGUGUUGUUGAGUUGAGAAGGAACAUAACAGUGGAAAAGUGUGUGAGGCCAUGCUGCUUCAUCACUGUUAUCUAUUAUUAUUUAUACAUCAAACAUGUGUGGUGUGUGCUU
Vigna unguiculata (cowpea) is the source of this 1607-nucleotide messenger RNA. RefSeq names its product DCD (Development and Cell Death) domain protein. Gene Ontology annotation, biological process: response to endoplasmic reticulum stress. The record is from RefSeq and is a predicted model, not a curated record. NCBI's taxonomy places the organism in Eukaryota, Viridiplantae, Streptophyta, Magnoliopsida, Fabales, Fabaceae.